CACAGUGCUUUGCGGCGUGCUGUCGGUGCUGUUUGUCCAGCCGUCGCUCCAACAAUGCAGCUUUUAAUGGUGCUGUGUGAGCGGCGCGAGCUGAAAACGCAGCAACACCGCAGGCUUGUCCGGUGGCUGUAGUCGUUCAAAUCCACAACACAACGAGAUUUUCACGGGUUUGACAAACCUGCCCGGUGGCCGUGACUCAGUUUUUCAGGACACCCUGGACUCUUCUGCUGUGGUUUCUGCUUUAACAAGGAAGAGAAGAUUUCAGAAGGCCCCGUCUCUAGAGGAAUUCCUGACAAGGGGCCAGAAAAUGAGCACAACCCAAACAGAAGCACGGAGCUUUCUCACUGACCUGUGAGCAGCCAUGCCCUCCCUGCAGCACCCAUCGAGGGGAACCCCUCUCCACAUACGGGACUGUUUUCUGAAAUAGGUUUUAAAGAAUAGCCGCAAUAGAAAUGACAUUAGUUUGUGUGGGCUAUAAGACAUCAGACUACAUAUUAGAAUUUAGGUGAGGCUGCAUAUCAAGCCAAUAUCCACAGGACGCUUAAGAGAGGGUAAGCAGCCUCAGAUGACCUUUGCAGAAGGACAGAGCUACAGCCCAGCUUUGAUGAUUUAGUAUCCAUCCCGCUGCCUUGCUGACAAGGUCGUAUCAUGGCUGCUGCUGAUCCCCAUAGCAACGGUUCCUUGGUGGGGCGAGGAGCAGACUGAGAGAGCCAACUAUGCAGCGCGGCGGUGGUGGGUUGGGUGCCGGUGGCCAGCCAUGGGUGUUGCGGCGUGUGCGUCUCACCUGGCUCAGUUUCAUGCUCUUCUUCAUCCUGGUCUUUUUCCCGCUCAUCGCCCACUACUACCUCACGACCAUCGACGAAGCCGGCGGUCCCGACAAACGCAUCUUCCCUCCGCGGCCCGGCGGCGAACUGUGCGAGGCCAAACACGUGCAGGACCUAUGCCGAAUCCGCGAGUCGGUCAGCGAGGAGCUGCUGCAGCUGGAGGCCAAGAGGCAGGAGCUCAACGGGGAGAUCGCUCGACUCAACCUGCGCAUCGAGGCCUGCAAACGCAGCAUCGACAGCGCCAAGCAGGAUCUGCUGCAGCUUAAGAACGUUAUCAGCCAAACGGAGCAUUCCUAUAAAGAACUAAUGGCCCAGAACCAGCCCAAGCUAUCGCUACCAGUCAGGCUGCUGCCAGACAAGGAGGACCCAGGACUGCCACCACCCAAGUCUGCACGCUCAUGUCGUCUACGCUCCUGCUUCGACUAUGCGCGCUGCCCUCUUACCUCUGGGUUUCCUGUGUACGUCUAUGACACAGGCUCCUAUCAAUGGGGGGACCAUCUUGACCCCCUGGUGAAGCAGGCUUUUGCAGCAUCGGUUAAGAGCAACAUUUAUAUAACUGAUAACCCCAGCAUUGCCUGUCUGUAUUUGGUACUGGUAGGGGAGCUACAGGAGUCCUCCUCCCCUCUGCCACCUCCUUCAGAGCUGGAGAAGCAACUAAAAGCUCUGCCUUACUGGAGAUCUGAUGGACACAAUCACGUACUGGUGCAUCUCUCUAGAAAGUCCAUGACACAGAACUUCCUCUAUAAUGUGAGCACAGGACGGGCGGCAGUCGCUCAGUCCACCUUCCUGGAGCAGCAGUACCGCGAGGGCUUCGACUUGGUCGUGUCCCCGCUGGUCCACGCCCUCUCAGAGCCAAACUUUUUGGAGGUGCCCCCUCAAGUUCCUGUAAAGAGGAAAUACCUCUUCACCUUCCAGGGCGAGCGGGUGGAGUCGCUGAGGAGCAGCUUACAGGAGGCGCCCCCUCAGUCUUUCGAGGAGGAAAUGGAAGGAGACCCACCAGCGGACUACGAUGAUCGCAUCAUCGGCACCUUAAAGGCGGUGCAGGACAGCCACUUGGAUCAGGUGCUGGUGGAGUUCACCUGCAAGAACCCGCAGCCGAGUUUGCCGACUGAGUGGGCUCUCUGUGGAGAGAGGGAGGACCGGCUGGAGGUCCUCAAGGCUUCUACUUUUGGUUUGGUGAUUGCUCCGGGGGAUGGACAGCUGGUGGCCUCAGCAGGCUGCGGGAUGAGGCUCUUUGAGGCCCUAGAGGUCGGGACCAUCCCAGUCGUGUUGGGGGACCACUCGAGACUCCCAUAUCACCAGUUUAUUCGAUGGAGCGAAGCUGCCAUUAUAGUCCCCAAGCCUCGUGUCACAGAGCUACACUUCCUGCUGCGCAGCCUAUCAGACAAUGACAUGUUGGCGAUGAGGCGGCAGGGCCGCUUCCUGUGGGAGACUUACUUCUCCACCUCGGAGAAUGUUCUGAACACCCUCCUGGCCAGCAUCAGAACCAGCAUCCAGGUUCCUGCUGCUCCCAUCAAAGAAGAACCCGCUCACGAGAUUCCCCACAAGGCAGGGAAGCUGGCUGGAACUGACGCCAACCUGGCGGACAACGGGGAUCUGGAUUUGGGUCCUGUCGAGACGGAGCCCCCAUACGCCUCUCCGCGCUUUCUCCGCAACUUCACAUACACAGCUGCAGACACCUAUAGAUCAUGGAACCGGGCCCCGGGCCCCUUCCACCUGUUCCCUCACACUCCUCUGGACCCCGUGCUGCCCUCUGAAGCCAAAUUCCUCGGCUCAGGUACCGGUUUCAGGCCUAUUGGUGGAGGUACGGGAGGCUCGGGGAAGGAGUUUCAGGCAGCUCUAGGGGGGAACGUGCCCCGAGAACAAUUCACAGUGGUCAUGCUGACUUAUGAGAGGGAGGAGGUGCUGAUGAACUCUCUGGAGAGGCUGAAUGGACUUCCGUACCUCAAUAAGGUAGUGGUGGUGUGGAACUCGCCCAAACCUCCCUCAGAUGACCUGCUGUGGCCCGACAUCGGCCUGCCAAUUGUGGUUGUCCGCACAGAAAAGAACAGCCUCAACAACCGCUUCCUUCCCUGGGACGCAGUGGAAACCGAGGCCAUCCUGUCGAUUGAUGAUGAUGCUCAUCUCCGCCACGAUGAGAUCAUGUUCGGGUUCAGAGUGUGGCGGGAGGCCAGAGACCGCAUCGUGGGUUUCCCCGGGAGGUACCAUGCGUGGGACGUGAACCAUCAGUCCUGGCUCUACAACUCCAACUACUCCUGUGAGCUCUCCAUGGUCCUGACAGGAGCUGCUUUCUUCCAUAAGUACUACGCCUACCUGUACUCCUACGUGAUGCCCCAGGCCAUCAGGGACAUGGUGGACGAGUACAUAAACUGCGAGGACAUCGCCAUGAACUUCCUGGUCUCUCACAUCACCCGAAAACCACCCAUCAAGGUAACGUCUCGCUGGACUUUCCGCUGCCCCGGCUGCCCCCAGGCCCUUUCACACGACGACUCGCAUUUCCACGAACGCCACAAGUGCAUCAACUUCUUCGUCAAGGUGUACGGCUACAUGCCGCUGCUUUACACGCAGUUCCGCGUGGACUCGGUGCUCUUUAAGACUCGUUUGCCCCACGACAAGACCAAGUGCUUCAAAUUCAUUUAGCAUCGGUGGUGGGGGGGGAGCAUAGACUGAAAGGAGUGGAAGUAUUUAAAAGAACAGCAGCUCCCACUGCGAGCAGUGAUGAAGAUGGAUGGAUGGAUGGACUGCCAGAUAAAGGAAGGUUUGGGGUUAGGAUGUUGCCCGGGGCGAGAGAGAGAGAGAGAGACGAGUUAACCUUAAAAGCUGUUGGCUUGGUGGUUCUAAUCCAAAACUCUGCUGAAAAAUUGAAGAGUGGAAGCUGAAAGGGACCACUGCCAACAAAAUAAGCCUUUUCAGUGGAUGUCACUCCUCCUUUUUCGUGUUCUUCUCAAUCAUGCUCAAUCAUCAACCACUACAGAUGUCAUUUGGACCUCUUAACAGCCUGCUGAGGAAAGAGGACGGUGUACAGAAACUCUCCCACGAUUAACUCUACCUGACAAUGGAGCUAUCAGUUACUGAAUCACCGACAGACUGACGUCGGGGCCAGCGGCGACGGCCACUUCUUUUUGUUUGUUUUUCCAUUUUACAGUUACAAACUGUACUUCUUGUACAUGUACAUGAGAGAAGCACUGAUGGUCAGAAGUAUUUUAUUGAACAAUCUUUCUUUUUUAAAAAAAAAAUAAUGUCUAAAUGUGUAAAUCUCUAUGUUGAAUGGACAUUUUCCAGAACCUCUGCCUGUGGGAGAUCAGACUGAUUGGUCUGAGAAAGAGACAGGACCUCAACUGAAGACAGGUUGGCCCAGUCAUGUUUAGUAGUGUUACGUGUUCAAGAAGGAAUUCACUUCAGCGGUCACCAUAAUGCCUCAAAAUCUGUCAUGAAAACCAGCCACCAUUUAGUCAUUUUGUUAUGCUUACAGGAUCGGCGCUCUGACGAGCGUCUCAAACGGCCUGUUUUUUAUGCUUCUAGGGUGUUAACUAAUGUUUGUAAAGUCGGUCCGAGGUUGAAGUAGUCACGUUUAAAUGUAAUAAUAUUAACCAAUCAACGGUCCCUCACUGAAGUGCAACAAAGUCAAGAAACACAGCUGCCAAAAUCAACAAAAAAUAGGUUUGGAUGUCUAAUUAAUUAAUUAAGAUUGUAAUUAUUCAGAAGAUUAAGUGUACGAUUAGGAUUAGGGUUAAACAUGUUUAAAGGGAAUAGCUUGAUAUUUUAGGGAGUAAAAUUAUUUGCUUUCCGGUGGAGAGAUGCAUAAUACCGCUCUCAAAUCUGUCCAAUUAGGUUAGCAUAAAGACAACAAACAGGAAGAAACGGCUAGUAUGGCUCCGUCUAAAGGUACCAAAAUCUGCCUAUCAGCACCUCUGAAGUUCACUUAUAAACAUCUUGUUUGAUUUAUACAUUCAAAUAACAAGGUGUUAAAAGCUGUUUCCCCUGUUUCUAGUGUUUGUGCUAAGCUAAGCUAACUGGCCCCACAAUUCGAUGCUGGUUUCACACCAAACGCAGAGUGAAUUUUUGCGUUUGUGUAAAAAACCAACAAUGUCUGAAUUAGCCACUUUUUCCAGCUUUGUACUUGCUGUCAAAGUACCAAAUAUAUUGGAAAACCAAACAUUGUCAUGUCUGGGUUCAUAACAUAAUCUGACGGUGCACACAGCUCAGUGAAUAUCACAACCUUCUCCACAAACCGUGUCUGGAUGACUGCCACUACAGCAAUAUGAACCCAAAAUAAACAGAUUUUCUCUAACUUAAUUAAAAUAAACUGGUCAAAAGGAUGCCGAAAUAUCUGCGUCAUUGUGCCGAUGUGAAAAAAAAGUCUUAAUUUAUGCUUUGUCAUGUCUGUCUGCAAAACGACGAGAAAACAACUUUUAAAAUGCUUGUUUUCUGAAUGGAGUUUUGAUUGAUCGGGGCUAUGCUAGGCAGUAACAUCUCAACGUUGAUCAGCUAUCGUGAUACACAAAUUGAGUCCAAGUUAAAGAAUUUUUAGUUUAAGUGACACAAAUUUUGCAUAUUGUAUAGAAAGAAAAUUAGAGUUUAUAAUAAUGCACAGAAAUUCUCAUCUAACUCUCCACCAGAGAGCAAAUAAGCAAGUUCUCGAACAUUUUGAACUAUUCCUUUUAUUUUAUAACCACUUCUGGCUUUGCAACAGGAGUAUUAGAUAUGUCCCGCCAUGUUCUUCUCACCCUCCUGUAUAGAACUUUCUCACAUCAGACAGAAACGUCACUUUACAGUGUCGCCAUAUUGGUUUCACUUUGUUUUUGUUUUUGUUUUUUUACCAUUGCUUGAUGAAUGUUUUCUUUGCCAAAUAGGUACGAUGUCUGCUGCUUUACAGCAUUAAGUUGCAGGGUGCACACAGUGUGAAUGGCUGCUAAAGGGAUGCAGUCUGGUACAUCCAUAUCCACUCUGCAUGGAACUUUAGUUGGUUUUUUUCCGGAGUCUUAUCCAUUCGACUUCCCAUCAUGUAUUAUAAAUCCAAAGUCCUUUAUUUGACCACGCUUAAUUCCUGUAAUCUGAACAAAAAGAUCAACCUAAAAAAAUCCCUUUAAAAGAAGAUAGGACUUUUAUGACACAAAAACCUCUUAUAAGUCCAUAUGUUCCUGUAUAUUUAUUGAAGAUAUUAUUAAGAAAAAAGAUUUUUUAAACUGAUAAUGACACAUUCAAUAAAAUUACCAGACAUUGUAGUUUAUUAUUCCUUAUCGCAAAGAGGUCCCAACCUGAUUGAGCCAUCAAUGAGCUUAUUUCACAGCCACGGAAAACUCGCUCGUGCCACUGAAUGCUUGAGGGGGGGGAACUCAGCUGACCUGAGACCACUCAAGCAAACGUGUUUUAUAGACGUCAAGACGACCUGGUGCUUAAGAAGCUCGACCUGUAACAGAAUGUCAUAUAAACUGAGCUUCUGCCACAGUCAAUAAUCUCCCAAGCUGAAUCUGCACCUGCUCCAGCUGCAAAAAUAUUUUAUCGGGCAGCUAAAAGGGACAAAUAAAGAGCCAGAUUUGUAAUUGCAUUUGUGUAAACAGCUGAAACAAAAGCAAAUUUACACUCCAGACUUGAAACUCCAGCCUCGUCUCCUCAGCCCGUCACACCUGAACACUUUUAUUGCAGCUCUGGGGGGGGAGGCCUCGUAAUUACCUGGCUGUCUAAGCCUGUCCCGGGGCAUCGAGGGUCAGCUGGUAUUUUCGCAAGUCUGGUUUCCCUCCCUCCAGAAUAUGUGGCACAGCUGGUUUUCCAUGGCCCAGGGCAGUAUAAAUUUCCCUGUAAGGCCGCAGUCACUCUGCUAGGUGUUAGGAGUAGUGAAACUAUUUGCUCCUGGGUCUGAUCCACCACUUUGGGCGCGGCUCCAGCCACCUGCACCGCUGCUCGCGCUGUGCCAGACUGAUGACUGAUGACAGCGUCAAACAUACCAUUGAAGGCCAGAUUAAUGGAAAUAAAAACUCUCAACAUUGUUAAAACAU
This is a messenger RNA of Centropristis striata (black sea bass), 6820 nucleotides long. RefSeq names its product exostosin-like glycosyltransferase 3 (gene extl3). The record is from RefSeq and is a predicted model, not a curated record. The transcript is spliced from 6 exons. Gene Ontology annotation, cellular component: membrane. Bases 717 to 3464 code for a protein of 915 amino acids. Gene Ontology annotation, molecular function: glycosyltransferase activity. NCBI's taxonomy places the organism in Eukaryota, Metazoa, Chordata, Actinopteri, Perciformes, Serranidae.